Messenger RNA from Chara braunii, 4131 nucleotides. The record is from the annotation of a GenBank genome assembly. Lineage: Eukaryota; Viridiplantae; Streptophyta; Charophyceae; Charales; Characeae.
GUAUGGUGCAAAUAAGGGAGUUACAACACCCUCAUCUCCUCGGUAAGCCCUUGGCCACAUCCAAUGAACAGAUGAGUGAAUAUGCUGCAGACUACUUCAGGGACAUCCUGGCGACUCGGAAACCAUACUGGGACUGGGACACGGACCUCGCACAAGAAAACGCCUUCCGAGUCUGGGACACUUUGCAGGCUAGACUCCUAGAGAAUGGCAGGCUGGAGUUGGACAGACCCAUCACGGAAGAGGAGCUCAGACAUACAAUCAAGACAAUGGCAAAGGGGAAGGCGCCUGAAGACGACGGACUCCCACUAGAAUUAUUCCAAACAUGCUGGGAGGAGUUGGAGGCAGACGUGGUCAAACUGAACAACGGGGUAUUGACAGGGGGGACUUUAGGGAAGCGAAUGACCAACGGGGUCAUCUCACUGCUGUACAAGAAGGGUGAUCGCAGCGACAUCCGGAACUGGUGGCCAAUCUCGCUACUUAACGUGAUGUACAAAAUCCUGGCAAAAGCACUGGCAUGCAGACUGGGCAAGUUUCUCCCGCUAUUGGAGGGGAAAGACCAGGGGGCGUGUGUCCAAGGAAGAUCGAUUUUCGAGAACAUUCUAACGACGAUUGAGUCGUCUGAGAUCAUAGUGAAGGAGAAUGUGGAUGUCACAGUGCUGCUGAUCGACCUAGAGAAGGCCUACGACAGGGUCAAUUGGACCUUCGUCAUGACAACCCUAAAGACAACGCAGUUUGACGAGCCGUUCUGCCGCAGGGUUAGAGUCUUGUAUGCCUUCUCAACAGCAGUAGUGGAGAUCAACGGGGUGAGCUCAGAGGAAAUCCAUCUCAGCCGGUCGUUGCGUCAGGGCUGCCCACUCGCACCCCUGUUGUUUGUUCUGCAACUUGAGGUUCUGCUGUCCUCGAUCAGAUCCAAUCCGCUAGUUGAAGGUCUGAAACUAGCAGGGGGAGAAGAAUGUCGGGUGAAGGCGUUGGCAGAUGAUCUGUUUGCCCUUUCCACCAACACUGUAGAAUCGCUGGGAGCUUUGAAAGGAUGUCUUCAACAAUAUGUGGGGCUCUCUAAGGCGGCCAUUAACUGGAAUAAGUCUUUCUUCUUCCUACCCAAGGACUACCAGCUCCAAGUACAGUGGGGAAUGCAGAGGGUACCGGUGGGAGAAGCGCAAAGGUUUCUUGGGGUGAUGAUAGCCCUCGGAGAUUCGACCUCAUCCCAGAACGUGAUCCUGAAGGAACGGGUAGUAGCGAGAAUCGAAAGUUGGGGCAAGGCCCCGCACCUCUCUCUGGUAGGAAGAGCAUUAGUCCUCACAGUAUCAGCUUUCGCCUUACUAUGACUGGACGAGUACAGCACAUUGGAACCAUGGAAGGCUACGCUAAGUCGGACAAACACAGUGAGCCGGUUAGGCGUGGGUGGACUGAAUGAGGUAAGAGUAAGAGCUCAACGGACAGGCCGCAGGUGUUCCACUCCAACAUACAACAUUCUUGCAGGAGGAGUGCCUGUUCAGGAGAUGAGAAUUGAUCCUGGGAUGUGGGGAUGGAAGGUGGGAAACGAUGUAGUUAAGGAUCUGAACAACAGAAAUAGGGGCAGGAUGUACGGAGGAGGAGGAAAUAGCGGAAAUAAUGGAAACGGUACGAACAAUGGUAACAACAACGGCAACGGAGGAUACGGCGGGCGGCCCACGGUCACUUGCUAUGAAUGCGGGACGACGGGGCAUUUUGCGCGAGACUGCUGGGCCAAACGUGGGAGGAGUGGGAAUCAUCAAGAAGAUGACAUGCAAACUUUCGUUAGAGAACUAAUGGACGAAAAAAAGGAAGAACCUAAGAAGCGGGCGGAGGAAGAGCAGAGGCGUUUGAAGGAAGAAGAGGAGAGGAGAAGAGAGUUGGACAUAGCUAGGCGAACAGAAGAGAUGAAGCUCCAGCUUCAAGCGGAGAUCGAAGAGAAAUGGAGGAAGCAGCAGCAAGAGGCGGCUGAGAAGGCGAAGAUGGCUAGGGACGGCGAGGGGAAAGGAAACAGUGGAGAACAGGCGAUGGCAGUGGAAAGAAGGAUCACGACAACAGUCGUGCUCCUUGGACUAUCGGGGGAGAUCAGUUGGCUCUCUAAGUACCUCGAUAAGGCAGAUCUUAGCAAGGACGUCGUAGAAUUACGGAGCGGAGGCACUUACAUCGUAGCCAGUCCGUGGUCGAAGAAGGUGUAUGUUGGCUGCACCGCUAGACCUAUCGCUCAAAGGUGGAAGGAGCAUGUAAAGGCAGCGAACUCCAAUGCCCUUGGUAAGACACCACAACUAUACCGAUGGAUGAGGGUUUUUGGCGUAGAGAAGUUCGUGGUUAUUCCGAUCAAGCACACCACGACUGAGGAUGACUUUGCUUUUGAACGGUAUCUGAUCGGGGACUUGUCCCCGAGUCUGAACACGAUGGGGACAGGGCGACGUUUGAAGAUUGGCGGUCGGAAGAGGAGAUGGAGAAGGGAACGAAAGCGGAGAGGAGGGGGAACGAAGGGUUUACCGAUUGUUAGCUUCGUCACGGAAGACAGGCGACGUACAUCGCUUAUAAAAUGGCUGGAAGAGAGACAAGGAGCGAAGGGGGAACAACUGGAGGUCGAUUUUGUACCAGGGCAACACUGGUCAGAUGGAUGGAAGACGGUGAGAUCAAGGUACGGUGAGACCGAACUCAACAUCGGAGGAAGCCUGCUGACUCUUGCAAAGGCGAAGAACUUGUGUGAGAAAGGCGGUAAGGUGCGUUUUGUGAAGAUUGUGAGAACGUCGACCACUUCUGAGCGCAACAAGGUUGUACUCAAGAAGCUCCUCAGGAAACCAAAACAGGCGACAACGGUAGGGCGUUACACUACUACGAAACUACUGGGACUCUACAGAACUGCGGGGUUUUUCGGCAGAAAAGAGACGAGGAACAAACUCAAACUAAAAUUAGACCGAAUGAUUAGAGCUAAGACUGGUGUCAGCGUUCGGCGGAGAGUUACAGUUAAGUAUCCCUUUUGCGCAACGAUCAAGAAAGCCGAGGUGAGACGACUUACAGAGUCCGCGAUUGAAUGUACGGUGCAGGAGAAGGCCGUAGCUGAUUUUGUGAAGGGCAAGGUUAGAAUAGUGAAUACUAAGAACAAGACGGUCGACGAAGUCAUGCACAACCAUAGGGCUUAUGCCCACACGGAAACUGUGCACUGUAACUGCGCGCGUUUUAACCUGGAGAAGACAGAAGGGCAUGUCCUCACUAGACUACGGGAGGUAGAAGGAACACCGGCUUUCGUACAGAAUGCAAAGAAUGUUACGAGGCUAGGCAAGGGUACCAGUAAGGAGGCGAUCGAUCUGGGGAUCGCAACGGCAACUACGCAUCUGGGAAGGAGGCGCUCGGAGAGUUUGGAUGUAUCUUCCUGUUUCAAGAAAGACGAUGCGAGGCAUGUAGCGUGGACUGAGAAAGAGGUGAGACGGUGGGCGGAGAAGUACAAAGGUCUAGUAAUGACACCGGUAGACAGGAAUCCAGGAGACACCGCCCUGGUAUGCCCGGUGCUCUACAGACAUGGCUACGGUAAGAUGUUCGUUAGGAACGCAGACUACGAGAUCAUAGAGAUAGCAGAAGAUGAGGUGCUCAAGCUGUGCAAAGCUGACUAUGUGGAAGCUGGUCUGGAAGCAGUGGGGAAGUGGAAACUGGAUGGUAAGUUGGGGAAGACUUACAUGAUACCGAAGGACAAAGACCUCCUACGGUGGAGGCCCAUAGCCCCCGCGUGUGCAGACCCAGCGGCCAUGGGGCAGAGGAGAUGCGCAAGAGCGCUGAACUGCCUGGUACGGAGGUUCGCAAUGAGUUUCCACCUUGGUUCAAGCUGUGAACUGAGAGAAAACCUGGAAAACGCAGGAGAAGAGUUCCAGAAGCAAGGGUGUACCACAACUUUGGGAAGGUGCUACGAUAUCAAAGAGAUGUUCUCUUCGAUAUCGCACACUUCGGUGGAAGAAGCAGUCUCAAAUAUUUUGGAACAUUAUGAAGAGAGAGAGGGUGGAGGCAAGUUAAGGUUGCCGUCAGAGGAAAGACGUGUGUGCUCUCGAAUACACGACGGAAGGAACCGGGCUAUGUCACUGUAGAUUUCAACACAAUACGGAAGAUGGUUCGGUACGAUCUGGCGCACGCUUACAUGAA